UUAAAAAAAAUCUGUCUCUCACAGCAAACUAACGAAGAAGAAAUAUUUGCUUUGUAGCUACUGCGCAUGCUCACACUAGCAUAGCGCUGUUUAUUCCUAUUUUACUUCGUAAAUUGACGAGUACAUGAAGAGAAAUGCCACCAAAGGGGAAAGGUGGAAAAGCUGGUAAAGGAGCUGCUUCAGGAGGUGCAGAGGUAGAAAAGAAGGAAAAAGCUCCUAAAGGAGGAACUUCUGUCAAGGUUCGGCACAUCCUCUGUGAAAAACAUGGAAAAUGCAUGGAGGCGAUGGAAAAACUGAAAGCUGGAGUUCGAUUCAGUGAAGUAGCAUCACAAUACAGCGAAGACAAAGCUAGACAAGGAGGUGAUCUGGGGUGGAUGACGUGAGGGUCGAUGGUCGGGCCGUUCCAGGAAGCAGCGUUUGCUUUACCCAUCAGUUCGAUGGAUAAACCCGUCUACACAGACCCUCCCGUCAAGACAAAGUUUGGGUACCACAUCAUUAUGGUCGAGGGGAAAAAGUAGCAAUGUUUAAGCUCAGUCUUGUGAUUAAUUGUGGUCUUUUUUUAUUUUCUGAUGAUCUCUGUGCUGUUAGGAGACAAUCCUGAUGGGAAACUGUUCAGGUACUCUAACAAUGUACUCUCUUUCUGCGACAGGAAAACAAGCUUUGUGUUCUCAGAAUAAAGUUUUACAUCUCUU
Molecule: messenger RNA, 692 nt
Organism: Nothobranchius furzeri (turquoise killifish)
Lineage: Eukaryota; Metazoa; Chordata; Actinopteri; Cyprinodontiformes; Nothobranchiidae
Gene: pin4
Product: protein (peptidylprolyl cis/trans isomerase) NIMA-interacting, 4 (parvulin)
Biological process (GO): rRNA processing
Cellular component (GO): nucleus
Molecular function (GO): peptidyl-prolyl cis-trans isomerase activity; DNA binding
Source: RefSeq, a predicted model, not a curated record